This is a messenger RNA of Fusarium venenatum, 1128 nucleotides long. RefSeq names its product triose-phosphate transporter family-domain-containing protein. The record is from RefSeq and is a predicted model, not a curated record. Gene Ontology annotation, cellular component: trans-Golgi network; Golgi apparatus; endosome. NCBI's taxonomy places the organism in Eukaryota, Fungi, Ascomycota, Sordariomycetes, Hypocreales, Nectriaceae. Gene Ontology annotation, molecular function: antiporter activity.
AUGGUAUCCUAUACGCCCUUACCAUUGUCGUCACCAGGCCUCGGCCAAAGGGACACGCCAUCAUCACUCAAAGUUGGUCUUUAUAUGACCGCGUGGAUUGUCUCAUCGAAUAUCACUAUUCUAUUUAAUAAAUGGCUCCUUGAUACAGCUGGGUUCACUAUCUUACUCGUGACGUGGCAUCUCGUCUUUGCCACUGUCAUCACCCAAAUAUUGGCCCGCACAACGACUUACCUCGACAGCCGUCAUGAACUUCCAAAUAGCUGGGACUUUUACCUCACCACAGUUCUACCCAUCGGCAUUGUGUCAUCUGGGUCGCUAGUUGCAUCCAACUUCGUCUACCUGUACUUGUCGGUGGCGGUUAUUCAGAUGCUAAAGGCGGCGUCGCCCGUUUCAGUCAUGCUUGUUUCAUGGCUAUUCGGCGUCAUGGAUCCAACUAUCGGAAAGAUUGCCAACAUUCUUGUGAUUGCGAUGGGCGUUGCAGUCGCAAGUGCUGGCAUGAUCGAGUUCUCCGUAAUUGGUUUUAUCUUCCAAAUGGGUGGACUUGCAUUUGAGGCUGUGAGAGUUGUUAUGACACAGGUCAUGCUCAAUGGAGAGGGCUUGAAGAUGGAUGCCAUGGUCGGCCUCUACUACUACGCCCCUGUUGUCGCCAUCUUGAACCUUCUUGUGGCGCUCAUAAUUGAAGUACCACACUUUGAUGUGGCCGACUUUCACCGAGUUGGAUUUCCCACGCUAUUCUUGAACGCAGCCGUUGCGUUUACACUCAAUUUUACCAGCAUGGUUCUUAUUGGUAAAACCUCGGGUCUCGUUAUGUCUCUGUCAGGCAUAUUCAAGAACAUCUUGCUUGUUAUUUGCUCAGUUCUGAUCUGGCAUGUAACGAUCACACCUAUACAAUUGCUUGGCUACAGUAUCACCCUUUGUGCUCUUGUCUACUAUGCGUUUGGCCAGGAGAGAAUCUUCGAGGCCUACUUGUCUCUUAUAAACUGGUCGUCGGGUGUAGCAAGAGAAUUGGCCUCUAAAAAUGAUCGAUCAAUAUGGUCUCGAAAAGUCUUGCUGGUAUUAUUGGGCGUUAUGGUGAUUUUCAUAUCAGGCAUAACAUUUGUCACUCUCAAUAGAACGCAAUUACCUUAA